GAUUUUCUUCAAGGGUUCCUACAAGAGCCACUGAAGCUGAAAGAUCAUCCUUACCUGCAUGUGGAUUUAGUCCUCUUUUGGGAAAGAAUUCCUGAAAAUUCUAGGAUGAGUUUCUCCCAGACUGGGGAUAAUUUAAGGAUUCCUUCUCAACCAUCCUCUUCCCAGGGAUUAAGACAUUGUCACAGGACAGUGACUUCCCAAGACAGCAGCCAGACAAAUUCAAGGAUGUACUUCGCAUAUAUUUUAAUAUUGCUUAUUCUGACUCCAAGAGUUGACUCUUCUUGGUGGUAUAUUGGUGCCCUGGGAGCUAGGGUGAUCUGCGAUAACAUCCCAGGAUUGGUGAACAAGCAGAGGCAGCUUUGUCAGAAGCAUCCAGACAUCAUGCAAGCGAUUGGCGAGGGAACCAAGGAGUGGAUCAAGGAGUGUCAGCAUCAGUUUAGGCACUAUCGCUGGAACUGCAGUACCCUGGACAGAGACCAUACAGUCUUUGGGAGAGUCAUGCUAAGAAGUAGCAGAGAAACAGCCUUUGUCUAUGCCAUUUCCUAUGCCGGAGUCGUUUAUGCUAUUACUCGAGCUUGCAGUCAAGGUGAACUUAAAUCAUGCAACUGUGAUCCUAAGAAAAGGGGUCGUUACAGGGAUGACAGAGGGGAGUUUGACUGGGGAGGCUGCAGUGACAACAUUGACUUUGGGAUUGAGUUUGCCAAAGACUUUGUGGAUGCCAAAGAAAGGAAGGUGAAAGACGCACGAGCUUUGAUGAACCUGCACAAUAACCGUUGUGGAAGAAUGGCAGUUAAACGUUUUAUGAAGCUUGAAUGUAAGUGCCACGGGGUCAGUGGGUCAUGCACAUUAAGGACUUGUUGGCGUGCUAUGUCAGACUUUCGAAAAACAGGGGACUAUCUCAGGAGAAAAUACAAUGGGGCGAUCCAGGUCACCAUGAAUCAAGAUGGCAGCGGUUUCACAGUGGCCAAUGAGAACUUCAGGAAACCCACAAAAAAGGACUUGGUUUACUUCGAGAACUCGCCUGAUUAUUGUGUGAUGGACAAGUCUGCAGGUUCUUUGGGCACUGCCGGUAGAGUGUGUGACAAGGUCUCCCGAGGAACAGACGGGUGUGAGGUCAUGUGCUGUGGAAGAGGUUAUGACACCACUCGAGUCACUCGUAUCACCAAAUGCGAGUGUAAAUUCCACUGGUGCUGUGCAGUGAGAUGCAAAGAAUGUGAGGAGACAGUAGAUGUACAUACUUGCAAGGCACCAAAGAGAGCAGAAUGGUUGGACCAGACCUGAACCAAACUACGUGAGCCACACUGGACAAGGAGUCAUGGGCCCCCGCGGGAUUCUGGGUGUAAGUGUAGUCUGGCUGCAUGGCUUCUUAUUUAAAUAAUUCUGCAAGGCACUAAAGACAGGACUACACUUCCCAGGAUGCAGCGCGGACCCUGUGACAAAGGCUAGAAAGCAACCAAACUUUUCUGUUUGAGAAGUUUUUAUAUCACAUACACUGUUCUCAAAUUGUGGUGUCUGGUCUACUGAUGACACACCUUUGAUGAGACAUUCAAACUUAAGUUCUCUCAUGCAUCGUGUGGCUUUUUUCCAUCACUAAAGGGGACUAGUCCAUAUAUUAAAGUUAUUUUGAAAGAUAUGCUAUGUAUAUACUAUACAAUACUAUAUUGGUGAAAAAGCCAAAUUAUUUUCUGGACAAGGAAAUAUAUGGGAACCUCCGAAAAAAGGACUAAUUUGAGCUUCGCUGUUUAUUAAUAUCACUUCCACACAAGCACUGGGAAGAUUUCACCUACAGACAAGUUCCACAAGGAAAUACUUCAGAUUCCCCAGGUGCAAGCCAUUUUGACUUUAGACUUUUGUCCUAUUUCAUCUCUUCCAAAAGAAAAAAAAGGGAUUUCUUUUAUUUAAUUAUUUUUCUUAAACCAGUAUCUUCAGUAACAUUUCUGAAGCUGCCUUGAAAGCAAUGGGGAUUUAAAAAGAAAAAAUGAAAAACAACAUCACCAAGAACUCACAAAGAGAUCCAUAGAUGGGACUGAGAUGCCCCCAACAUUGUAGAAUUGCUUGUACGUUGUAUAUACUGCUUUGAUAUUUUUUUAAAAAAAAAAUACCUAUAAACGUAUAUUACAAACAGAUUUUUGUAUUUUAUUAAAUGUCAGUAUUAUGUUUUUAUUAGUGUACAGCAGGAAAAGUGGGGGUACAAGCAUUUUUUUUUAUAUUUUACACAUAUAUAAUUUACAAAGACUUUCUUAUACCGGGUGAAUUUAACGUACAGGUAGAGUUUAAUUGAAAAACAAUGCUGUAAUAUUACGUUAAACUGUAUUUUACCAACAAUGUUUAUCUCUGCAUUAUUAAUAAAAAUAUGGUUUCAGAGAUAACUGGCUUGGAAAGAAGGUGGGUGUAGA
This is a messenger RNA of Spea bombifrons (plains spadefoot toad), 2396 nucleotides long. RefSeq names its product Wnt family member 2B (gene WNT2B). Gene Ontology annotation, molecular function: frizzled binding; cytokine activity. Gene Ontology annotation, biological process: multicellular organism development; canonical Wnt signaling pathway; neuron differentiation. The transcript has 5 exons. The record is from RefSeq and is a predicted model, not a curated record. NCBI's taxonomy places the organism in Eukaryota, Metazoa, Chordata, Amphibia, Anura, Pelobatidae. The coding region runs from base 106 to 1281 and encodes 391 amino acids. Gene Ontology annotation, cellular component: extracellular region.